Messenger RNA from Homo sapiens (human), 933 nucleotides. It is a transcript of the gene OR5AR1, whose product is annotated as olfactory receptor family 5 subfamily AR member 1. Gene Ontology annotation, biological process: detection of chemical stimulus involved in sensory perception of smell; detection of chemical stimulus involved in sensory perception; G protein-coupled receptor signaling pathway. The transcript has a single exon. Bases 1 to 933 code for a protein of 310 amino acids. Gene Ontology annotation, cellular component: membrane; plasma membrane. The record is from RefSeq and is marked validated. NCBI's taxonomy places the organism in Eukaryota, Metazoa, Chordata, Mammalia, Primates, Hominidae. Gene Ontology annotation, molecular function: copper ion binding; odorant binding; G protein-coupled receptor activity.
AUGGAUAAAGAAAACAGCUCAAUGGUGACUGAGUUUAUCUUCAUGGGCAUCACCCAGGACCCUCAGAUGGAGAUCAUCUUCUUCGUGGUCUUCCUCAUAGUUUACCUGGUUAAUGUAGUGGGGAAUAUUGGUAUGAUUAUCCUGAUUACAACAGACACUCAGCUUCACACACCCAUGUAUUUUUUCCUCUGCAACCUCUCCUUUGUUGACCUGGGCUACUCCUCAGCCAUUGCCCCCAGGAUGCUGGCUGACUUCCUAACAAAUCACAAAGUUAUCUCCUUCUCCAGCUGUGCCACCCAGUUUGCUUUUUUUGUAGGUUUUGUGGAUGCUGAGUGCUAUGUCCUGGCAGCCAUGGCCUAUGGUCGUUUUGUGGCCAUUUGUCGACCCCUCCACUAUAGCACCUUCAUGUCCAAGCAGGUCUGCUUGGCUCUCAUGCUGGGCUCUUACCUGGCUGGUCUAGUGAGUUUAGUAGCCCACACUACCCUCACCUUCAGCCUGAGUUACUGUGGUUCCAAUAUCAUCAAUCAUUUCUUCUGCGAAAUCCCACCACUCUUGGCCCUCUCUUGCUCAGACACCUACAUCAGUGAGAUCUUGCUCUUCAGUCUGUGUGGCUUCAUUGAAUUCAGCACCAUCCUCAUCAUCUUCAUCUCCUAUACCUUUAUCCUUGUUGCAAUCAUCAGAAUGCGUUCAGCUGAAGGCCGCCUUAAGGCUUUCUCCACCUGCGGGUCUCACCUUACUGGCAUCACCCUCUUCUAUGGCACAGUCAUGUUUAUGUACCUGAGGCCAACAUCCAGCUACUCCCUGGACCAAGACAAGUGGGCCUCUGUGUUCUACACGGUUAUCAUCCCCAUGUUAAAUCCCUUGAUCUACAGUUUGCGGAACAAGGAUGUGAAAGCUGCUUUCAAAAAGCUAAUUGGAAAAAAAUCUCAAUAA